Molecule: messenger RNA, 6544 nt
Organism: Monodelphis domestica (gray short-tailed opossum)
Lineage: Eukaryota; Metazoa; Chordata; Mammalia; Didelphimorphia; Didelphidae
Source: RefSeq, a predicted model, not a curated record
GGGGAAGGGAGGAGGGGGGAGAGACAGAAGGAGAGAGUGUGCACACAGCAGCUGUGGGCAUCUCUGUCACAGAGCCACUUCUUUGCUGAUUCACAGAGGCAGUCCAGCCCCUCGCCUCCUUCCUUGUCUUCACUGCCGUCUGCUUCUGCGACCUGACUGGAUUGCAAGGGAUAUGAUUUUCCCCCCGAGGACUGCUUUAGCUGCAUCCCAGAAAUUUUGGGCAGGCCAGGCCGAGAGAUAAAGGUCAGCAUUGGAUGGUGAAGCUGCUCCAGAGCCAGGACCUAAUGCAAGUGCUCUCUGGUGCUUUCUCAGGUGCUUUUGUCCCUCUGCGCUACCCUGCACACCACCCACCACCCCCUCAUGAGCUGCUGUUCUGAUGCAAUCCAUGGUCAUGCAGGGAUGUCCCUACACCUUCCCACGAUGUCAUGAGUGGCGGGCAGCCGACCAAUCCCAGCACAACGGCGGCCUCAAUACCACCCGACCACAGCUUCAGGUUAGAGCCACAGCUGCAGCUUCCCAGGAUGGCACAGGGCUGACCUGUCUGAGGCAGCAAGUCCUGAAUGGUGCCAUCGGGCCCCUGAAUGCUCCAGCCAUGAAUCUGUGUUGGAACGAAAUCAAAAAGAAGUCCCACAACCUCCGGGCUCGACUUGAGGCCUUCUCUGAUCCCAGUGGGAAGCUGCAGCCCCCUCUUCAAGAAAUCAUCGACUGGCUCAGUCAGAAAGAUGAGGAGCUGUCUGCUCAGCUGCCACUCCAGGGGGCCGUGGCUCUGGUACAGAAGGAAAAGGAGACUCACUCGGCUUUUAUGGAAGAGGUCAAGUCCCGGGGCCCCUAUAUCUACUCAGUACUCGAGUCAGCUCAGGCCUUCCUCUCCCAGCACCCGUUUGAAGAACUAGAAGAACCCCACUGUGAGAACAAAGAUGCUUCCCCCAGGCAGAAAAUUCAAAACCUCAGCCGCUUUGUAUGGAAGCAAGCGACUGUGGCCAGUGAGCUGUGGGAAAAAUUGACUGCCCGCUGUGUGGAUCAGCAUCGUCACAUCGAGCGAACCUUGGAGCAGCUACUGGAGAUCCAGGGAGCCAUGGGGGAGUUGGGGAGCACCCUAACCCAGGCUGAGGGCAUCCGGGCUACCUGGGAGCCCAUUGGAGACCUCUUCAUCGACUCCUUGCCAGAGCACAUACAGGCCAUUAAGCUGUUCACAGAGGAAUUGUCCCCAGUGAAGGAAGGGGUAAAGUUGGUGAAUGAGCUCGCCCACCAGCUGGCCAUCUCUGAUGUACAUCUCUCUAUGGAGAACUCCCGGGCCCUGGAGCAAAUCAACACACGGUGGAAACAGCUGCAGGCUUCAGUUAAUGAACGACUCAAGCAGCUCCAGGAUGCCCACCGGGACUUUGGGCCAGGAUCCCAGCACUUCCUGUCCACCUCCGUCCAGGUCCCUUGGGAAAGAGCAAUUUCACCCAAUAAAGUGCCCUACUACAUCAACCAUCAGGCUCAGACAACAUGCUGGGACCAUCCCAAGAUGACUGAGUUGUAUCAAACGCUGGCUGACCUGAACAACAUCAAAUUCUCAGCUUAUCGGACAGCCAUGAAACUCCGCCGUGUCCAGAAGGCCCUCCGCUUGGACCUGGUCACCUUGAACACGGCUUUGGAGAUCUUCAAUGAGCAUGAGCUGCAGCCCAGUGAGCACGUGAUGGAUGUGGUUGAAGUCAUCCACUGCCUGACAUCCCUGUAUGAGCGGCUGGAGGAAGAGAGAGGCAUCUUGGUGAAUGUACCGCUCUGUGUAGACAUGAGUCUCAAUUGGCUCCUCAAUGUAUUUGAUAGUGGGCGCAGUGGAAAGAUGAGAGCCCUGUCUUUUAAGACUGGCAUUGCCUGCUUGUGUGGAACAGAAGUGAAAGAGAAAUUUCAGUACCUCUUCAGCCAGGUGGCCACCUCUGGCAGCCAGUGUGACCAGCGCCACCUUGGGGUACUACUACAUGAGGCCAUCCAGGUGCCCCGCCAACUAGGGGAAGUGGCGGCCUUUGGGGGGAGCAACGUGGAGCCCAGUGUCCGAAGCUGCUUCCGUUUCAGCACUGGGAAGCCAGUCAUUGAAGCUGCCCAGUUUUUGGAGUGGGCCAACCUGGAGCCACAGUCCAUGGUGUGGCUGGCCGUGCUGCACCGUGUCACCAUUGCAGAGCAGGUGAAGCACCAGACAAAGUGCUCCAUCUGCAGACAGUGCCCCAUCAAAGGUUUCAGGUACCGGAGUCUUAAACAGUUCAACGUGGACAUCUGCCAGACCUGCUUCCUAACAGGCAGGGCCAGUAAAGGGAACAAACUACACUAUCCCAUCAUGGAAUAUUACACGCCGACGACUUCAAGUGAGAACGUGAGGGAUUUUGCUACAACCCUGAAAAACAAAUUUCGAUCCAAGCAGUAUUUCAGCAAACACCCUCAGAGAGGAUAUCUGCCUGUGCAGUCUGUACUGGAGGCUGACUAUAGUGAGCCGCCUGCCUCCUCCCCCAUGUUACCACACUCUGAUACACACUCCCGCAUCGAACACUUUGCCAGCAGGCUUGCUGAGAUGGAAAGUCAGAAUUGUUCCUUCUUCAAUGACAGCCUGUCCCCCGAUGACAGCAUAGAUGAAGAUCAGUACCUGCUGAGGCACUCGAGUCCCAUUACAGACCGGGAGCCUACCUUUGGGCAGCAAGCCCAGAGUACCAUUAUUGCCGAUGACAAGGGGGAGCUGGAGAAGAUUCUGGCUCACCUGGAGGAUGAGAACCGGAUCCUCCAAGGAGAGCUACGACGUCUAAAGUGGCAGCAUGAGGAGGCUGUUGAGGGCCCUCCUGAGGUGGCCCAGGAUCCCCGCAAUGAGGAGCUAUUGGCAGAAGCCAGGCUCCUCCGGCAGCACAAGAGCCGCCUGGAGACCCGCAUGCAGAUUCUGGAAGACCACAAUAGGCAGCUGGAGUCACAGCUGUUGCGCCUCAGGGAGCUGCUCCUGCAGCCACCCCCUGAAUCAGAAGGCAAUGGCUCUGGGGGCUCCUCAUUGGCCUCUUCUCCACAGCAGUCAGAGGGUAGUCAUUCCCAGGAGAAGGAGCACACCACCCCAGACACUGAGGCUGCAGAUGAUAUGGGGCAGAAGAGUCAGGAUGUCAGCCUGUGCUUGGAGGACAUCAUGGAGAAGCUCCGCCACGCCUUCCCUAAUGUCCGAAGCCCAGAUGUGCCCGCCAACACUCUACUGGCUUCCUGAUGCAUCCCGAUGUGCUUCCUGUACUCUGGAUCCCUACCCAGCUCUGGCCAGACCCCCUGUCCCUGCCCCAACCAGGCCCAUCCUGUCACCACUGGCCCUUCUCAUUCACUCAGCCCCACGGUGUUAACAGGCUUCAGGCAGCAACAGGGAUUUGAGGUGGAAUGAGCUGAGGGGAGCCAGCAGAGAACUGCCAAUCCUCAAGCCAGCAGCCUGCUCCCUCUCCACACAUUGUGGCAGUGUCCCAGGAAAGCUGGCUACUUGAGGAAUACAAGCAGUGCCUGUUCUGUUCCCCACCUUCUCUUUAAAUCAUAGGAGGUAGGCAGCCCCUGCCCCUGGCCCUGGCCCUGCCCCAGUGGGGAUCCUGCCCUCUGGCCCAGCUCAGGACCCAUGUGAGCGUGACCCUCCCUCCUCCCCAGAGAGUUUGGGGCAGAGUGCCACUCAGCAUUGAUGCUCUGCUGCCUGGAACUCCUUCCUUCCUCUGCUCCCCACUCCUGACCUGCACCCUGGCCUCCCCUCAGUUGGCAGGAUGGUGUCCUAGUCAGGCUUUCAGACUAGCCUCCCUUGUUCCACUAACUCUUGGUGCCAUGCUGGGGCCACAUGCUCCUUCUGGGCACUCUAAAACUGGGGCUUCCUUCUGCUUUGGGAAUGGAGCUUUGAUUCUUGCUGGCUCUUAACGCCACUUAACAUUUGGGCCAAUGGAGACUACACUAGCAUAGAUUCCCCACCCCCUGCCCAUCUUUCCAUUUCCUCAAGGCCACAGCCUGCUGGGCCAUGGGGAAACCUGCUUGGGAGAGGGAGGGAGGGAGGGUGCUGCUUGCCUUCUGGCCCCCACAGGUCCUGGAGGUUUGCUCAGUAGUUUCCCCUGGGGCAUCGGGGUUGAUAGCAUCAGGCUAGGUCUCGGAAGGAGCUUUGUCCCUGCCACUUCCUUAGAGGGAUGGUUGUAAAGGUGCCCCCCAUGCCAUCCUCUGGAUCCUGGCUCAUGGAGAAAGAAGUCAUUUCAGGAAGGCUGUGGGACCGUACUCCAAGGGCCUUCCCUGGGCCCAGCACCUCGGUGGGGUUCCUUCCCUCCCUUGUCCCCAGGGUGAGGCAGGUGGCUGCCCAGAUGCACACAGCCCAGCAGAGAUGCUGGUUGUGCCAUCAGGGCUCUGAUGGCUUCUCCAGAGCAUCUGGAGAUGCCAGAAGGGCUUCCCUUUUUGCAAUGCCUCAUUUGAUUCUCUUCUAACACUGAAUAGCAACCUCCCUGGGCACCCAAAGGCCCGAGUAGACAGGAGGCUCUGGGCCUCUGACCCAAGCCAGAGCUGCCUUCAUCAGCCUUAUACUGGAAGGAGCUUUCAAAGAGAGCCCUGGAAUCCAUGGCAUUUGUCUAGGUCUCUGUCUAGUCUAGACCUAUAGAGGGAUAGCUACUUCAUGCAUUGGUAUUCUCCCAGCCCCACUCAUCACACAUUAAAUUCUAAUACCUCGUGAAGUAUUCAUGUUCUACCUUGCUCUUUGUCAGCCCCAGCCUUUGGCUGGAUGGGGAGAAGUGCCUGGAUUACUGGAUCCCAAGCUGUUCCCUCAGUGGGACUGUUUCCAGGUUUGCUGCAGGCCCCUUUGGGACCAGCCUCCUGAGCCUGUGAGCACAGAGUUCCUCGGUCACCCCCAGGGCUGGGCCAGGGUGCUCUACUGCCCGGGACUCCUCAAAGCCUAGGUUAGACCAAAUGAAAGCUCUGCCCUGUCCCAGAUCCCAGAGAGGGAGCAAAGGCCUCAUAGCUCUGGUGACUACGGACUCUGUUUCUCUUCUCCCUCCUCCCCUCCCACUUCCUGGGCGAGGUAACCUAGUUUAUCCUUCAGCUCCUUCUCUUUCCAAGGCCUCACUUGGCCUCUUAAAGGAAACCAUGGCAGACUUCUCCCUUGGGUUACCAUAAGACAGCUGAAGUGAGUGAUGUCACCCCACUGGGAAGCAGCAGGUCGCUGCUCUCUGUUUACUUCUGUUGCAGUGAAGAUAGGGUGGUGUGCUGGGUGUGGGAAGCCUGGUGGCCACACCAGACUUGUCUGGUGCCAUCAGAUGCCUUGGCCUUGGCCUCCUGGCACAGGGUCAUACAUAUCACGAGGCCAGGGAGGCUCUACACCAGCCACAAAUAGAUGGGGCAAGAAUGGUAGGAAGAGGCCAGAUCCUAGUGCCAGGAAGAUCAGACAGGGUGAACUGAGUCUUCCUGGGGGCCUCACAAAGAGCUCCUGGAUAGAAAUGGGGAGUUUGCUUGCUGGUUGUUGUGAUGUCUGUGCCCUUCCAAGCACAUGUCCCAGAGUAGUUUCUCACCAGGAACACUCAGAAAGGAUCCCCUAGGCCCAAGAACCCAGCUGCCCACCUCUACCAAUGAGCCCGGAUGGCAGGCACGGAUAGGGACCUGGCUGUAGCAGGUGUGUGGACUGAAGUGGAGGUAAGGGUGAAGCAGAGUGUGGAAUUUUUCCUGAUCGGGGAUCACUGAGCCUCAGUGGUCAUCCCUGAGACAGGCAUUGGGGGUGAAGGAGCCCUUGGAAUCCUUGAAAUGUGCUGUAUGUAUGUUGUCAAAGCAUCUUAUUGUGCAUUGGGUUUGGUGCUGUUGAAUUUCUUGUCAUGUAUACCAGUGGUUGUGUGGGGUGUUGCUAGGAGUCCAGAGAAGGUCUUCUCAUUGGUGGGGUUCACGGAGCUACAAGGGGCAUGAGUGGCCCAAAUCAGCUGCAGCUGCAAUUAAAAGGUGACAAUGAUAAGUUAGGAUGGACAGAGGGUGUUUACUGUGAUAAGUUUGGGGAUGACCAGUGGAGAAGUGGGUCUGCCACACAGGGAGGGAGAGAGGCCCUGCCCAUCUCUGUUUCUUACCUGACUUGGGCCAAGAGUUGGAGACGCAUCCCCUUAUCAUCAUUCCCACCCCCCACCCCCAGGAUGUUAGGCAGCUUCCUGCUGUGCCCUGGGUGCUAUGGGUGGGGCCACCAAGAGAAUGUUCUGAAGGGUAGAGGUCCAGUUCUGGGGCUCUUCAGGCUGGGAUCCCACCAAGGUCUCAGUGAGGAAAAGGCCACACCUGGGGUUGAGGAGCCUCUCCCCCCCCUCCCCGGGGUGGCUGCUCUGACCCUGGGCCAAGCCUACAUGGGCCCCUGUCCCCAGAACAAGGGAAUAAGUUCACUUUCUUUGGCCCCACAAACUGGCCAUGGCAGCAGCAGGAGCACAUGGCCUUCCUCUGCCCUGAGGAGGGCUAAGGGUCGAAGAAGAGUUUGGGGCUGGGGCAGAAUGGCUUACUUUGGUUAUUACUCCAUAUGGCGCUGUUUCUUCUUCUAAUUCUGCUUUGGAAAGAAUAAACUUGUAUUUGUAUGCCCUGA